Molecule: messenger RNA, 3383 nt
Organism: Carlito syrichta (Philippine tarsier)
Lineage: Eukaryota; Metazoa; Chordata; Mammalia; Primates; Tarsiidae
Gene: PPARGC1B
Product: PPARG coactivator 1 beta
Exons: 12
Biological process (GO): positive regulation of transcription by RNA polymerase II
Cellular component (GO): nucleus
Molecular function (GO): RNA binding; transcription factor binding
Source: RefSeq, a predicted model, not a curated record
GUGCACAGAGGCGGGGGACCUGGGGAAGAGCAACUCUGCGCCGACUUUCCAGAGCUCGACCUCUCCCAGCUGGACACCAGCGACUUCGACUCGGCCGCCUGCUUUGGGGAGCUGCAGUGGUGCCCGGAGAACCCCGAGUCCGAGCCCAGCCAGUACGGCUCCGAGGACCCUGAGCUCUUCCAGAUUGACAGUGAGAAUGAGGCCCUCCUGGCAGAACUCACCAAGACCCUGGAUGACAUCCCUGAUGAUGGCGUGGGUCUGGCCGCCUUCCCAGCCCUGGAUGGUGGAGACACAGCGUCCUGUGCCUCAGUCUCCCCUGCACCCUCACCAGCGCCGCCCAGCCCUGCCAGGGAGAAGCCCCCGACCCCUGAGGUGGAUGAACGCUCACUGCUGCAGAAGCUCCUCCUCGCCACGUCCCGCCCGGCGUCCAGCCCCGACACCCAGAAGGAGGGCACGGCCUCGCGCCAGGCAGGUCUCCGCUCUAGAACUCAGCGGCCUUGUGUCAAGGUGGACAGCACCCAUGAGAGGAGGGCCCCCGUGACACAGUCCCAGAGCCGGAGCUGCACAGAACUGCACCGGCACCUCACCUCGGAGCUGUCCUGCCCACAGGCCAGGGCCUGCUCCCCGGAGAGCCGCCUGCCGCCACCCCCACCUAGCCCCCUGCUGCCCGCCAGGGAGGACGAGGCCCCGGGGGAGGACUGCCUGAGCCCCCAGCCAGCUCCUGCCUCGCCCCUGGCCUCCCUGGUGCUGGGUGGAGCAGACCCCAGAGGCCAGGUCUCCCCGAAGGACACACAGGCCAUGGUGCAGCUCAUCCGCUACAUGCACACCUACUGCCUCCCCCCGAGGAAGCUGCCCCCGCCAGCCCCCGAGCCAGCCCCCCAGCCCGGCAGCAGCCCCUCCAGGCAGGCCAGACCCCGGGCCCCACCCCGGCCACCUGCCAAAGCCUCCUGGGCCGAGUUCUCCAUUUUGAGGGAACUGCUGGCUCAAGACGUCCUCUGUGAUGUCAGUAAACCCUACCGCCUGGCCACACCUGUCUACGCCUCCCUCGCACCCCAGUCUAAGCCCAAGGCUCCCAAAGACAGCCAGGCCUCACCCGGCCACCCGUCCCCUGUGGAGGAAGUACAGAUCGCAGCUUUGCCCAAGAACGCUGGGCCCAGACCGAGCCUGCGCCCGCUGCGGCUGGAGGUGAACGGGGGUGUCCGCAGGCCCGCCAGGCUGCAGCAGGAGGAGGAGGAAGACGAGGACGAGGAGGAGGAAGAGGAGGAGGAGGAGGAGGAGGAGGAGGAGGAGUGGGGCAGGAGAAGGACGGGCCGAGGCCUGCCAUGGACCAAGCUGGGGAGGGAGCCAGAGGGUUCUGUGUACCCCGUGAGGCGUUCGCGGAGACUGAACCCUGAGCUGGGCUCCUGGCUGACGUUUGCCGAUGAGCCACUGGUCCCCCUGGAGCCCCAGGCUGCUCUGCCCUCACUCUGCCUGGCUCCCCAGGCCUACGACAUGGAGGGGGAGCCGGGCAGCCCCAUGCACGAGGACGGUGGUGGAGACCAGCAUCUCCCGCGGGGACCACAGACCCCUGCCAUGGAGAGCCCCUGUGAGAGCGGGUGUGGGGACACGGAGGAGGACCCCAGCUGCCCACGGCUCCCCACCAGAGACUCUCCCAGGUGCCUCAUGCUGGCCUUGACGCAAAGCGACCCUCCUUUUGGCAAGAAGAGCUUUGAGCAGACCUUGACAGUUGAGCUCUGUGGCACAGCAGGACUCACUCCGCCCACCACGCCCCCAUACAAGCCCCCAGAGGAGGACCCCUUCAAGCCGGACAUCAAGCACAGCCCAGGCAGGGUCCUGGGGCCCAGCCUUCCCUGCUCUGAGAGCCUUCCGCCUGGGGCCACCCUAGGGACCGGUCACAAGCUGCUAAAAAAGCACCCGGAACGCAGCGAGCUCCUGUCCCGCCUGCGGCUUGCCGAGGCCCCUCCAGCCUCGCAACCUGGCCAGAAGCGCCCCUUCUCUUGUUCCUUCGGAGACCACGACUACUGCCAGGUGCUCCGGCCAGAGGGUGUCCUGCAGAGGAAGGUACUGAGGUCCUGGGAGCCAUCCGGGGGCCGCCUGGAAGACUGGUCGCAGCAGGGUGCCCCUCGGGCCGAGGCACAGGCGCCCAGCAGGGAGGAAGGCAGAGGCGGCGACGCAGGCACCCUGCCCAAGGACAGCGCACUGCUAAGGGACCACGAGAUUCGUGCCAGCCUCACCAAGCACUUUGGGAUGCUGGAGGCCGCCCUGGAAGAGGAAGAGGACUUGGCUUCGUGCAAGAGCCCCGAGUAUGACACAGUCUUUGAGGACAGCGGCAGCAGCAGUGGGGAGAGCAGUUUCCUCCUGGAGGAGGAGGGGGAGGAGGACGACAAUGAGGAAGAGGACUUGGGAGUCAGUCCCCCCCGCUCUGACCACUGCCCCUACCAGAGCCCACCAGGCAAGGCUGGCCGGCAGCCGUGUUCCCGCAGCCGCUCCAGCUCAGGCUCCUGGUCCCCAGCCUCCCGGUGGGACUUCAGAUGUGAGCGCAGAGGGCCGUGUCCAGACAGAACGCCCAGCAUCCGGCACGUCAGGAAGCGGCGGGAAGAGGCCACUGGCGAAGGCCGUGUGGUGUGUGUUCGGAAUCUCUCCAGUGACAUGAGUUCCCGGGAGCUGAGGAGGCGCUUCGAGGUGUUUGGCGAGGUUGUGGAGUGCCAGGUGCUGAGGAGGGCUCAGAGAGGCGAGAAGUACGGCUUAGUCACCUUUCGGUGCCCCGAGCAUGCAGCCCUGUCGCUGAGAAAUGGCGCAGCCUUGCGGCGGCGCGGUGAACCCUCCUUCCAGCUCAGCUGUGAGGGUCUCCGGCACUUCUGCUGGCCCAGAUACACUGACUACGAUUCCAACUCAGAAGAGGCCCUUCCUGCGUCAGGGAAAAGCAAGUAUGAGGCCAUGGAUUUUGACAGCUUGCUGAAAGAGGCCCAGCAGAGCCUGCAUUAACAGCCUUAACCUUCGAGGAAUACCUCAAUACCUCAGACGAGGCCCUUCAACAUGUUUACGUUUUCAAAGAAACCGAGUAGACGAGGAGGAGCGCGUGAGAGCACGUGAGAGACUGGGAACUGCUGUCCUUUUGAGAAAUCGAUGUUUACAUGGAACGAAGCUGCUUCUGUCUGUGAGUCUCCCUGUGUGACGUUCCACUGCCACAUUAGUGUCCCCGCUUGCCACGGGGUGUCCUGGUGCCCUCCAAGUGCCGGGCAGUCACCCAUCGCCCCUCCCCGACUGACUCCCUCUCGUAGACUUGCAGCCGUGUUCGCCACGACAUUUCCUGUCUGUAGUGUGUGAUGAUGAAAUUGUUACUUGUGAAUAGAAUCAGGAUUAUAAACUCAUUUUUAAUUGAA